GAUAGAUGUAAAAAUAAAUAAGAUUGUUUAAAACCUAAUUUAUUGAAAUGAUGAUGGAGUUGAGUCAUAGUUUGACCCUCAAUGAGGAUGCUCUUAAUCAAAUCCCAGAGGCCAAACGACCAGUUUUUAUAUUUGAAUGGUUACGCUUUUUGGAUAAGGUUUUGAUUGCUGCACAAAAGAGUGACAUUAAAGGAUGUCAACAAAAGCUUGUAGAACAGUUAACUAAACACAUGCAAGGGGCACCUGGACCUCCUACACGAAGACUUAUUGCAAGAUGUCUUGCCACUUUAUUUAGUGUUGGCGAUACAUUUUUGCUUUUUGAUACUGUUAAUAAGUGCAAUGAUAUUCUUAGAAAUAAGGAUGAUUCUCCAAGCUUUCUUCCAACAAAAUUAGCUGCUAUAUGUUGCGUGGGAUGUAUGUAUGAAAAAUUAGGAAGAAUGAUGGGUAGAUCAUACGAAGAGACUGUACAGAUUUUGAUAAAAUCUUUACGUUCUGCAGAAUCACAAACAAGAAUAGAAAUUAUGCAUACUUUAGAGAAGGUGUGUGCUGGCAUGGGUUCUGCAAUUACAAAUGUUCACAAGGAAAUAUAUAAAAUUUCUAGACAUUAUCUAACAGAUAGAGUUAUGGCUGUGAGAUGUGCUGCUGCAAAGUGUCUGUUGGAAAUGUUAAAUCAUGCUCCAUUUUUAUAUACUACUGAGAUAGAAAGUGUUGCUACACUCUGCUUUCGAGCAUUCGAAGGUUCGAACUACGAAGUAAGAUGCGCUGUUGCUAAGUUACUUGGCACACUGGUAGCAAUGACCCAGCUUCCAAAUCCAAAAGGAAAAAACCCUUCAGUGGCUCAGAAUAAAAAUUGCAAACAAAUUUCACUUGAUGAAGUAUUGAAUAUUUUGAUGUCUGGAUUUCUAAGAGGUGGAGUAGGUUUUUUGAAAGGUACCGGAGAAAUCAUAAAAGGAAACUCUAGCGUGAAUCGUGAAGUUAGAGUUGGAGUCACCCAUGCGUAUGUUGUAUUUGUUCAAAUGUUGGGCGGUUCGUGGCUUGAGCGUAAUAUCGGCGCAUUAAUUGCACACGUACUUGAACUCGUGACAAAUCCAAAAGCAGCAAGUUCACACGUUGAUGCUGUCUACUCUAGGAAAUGUGUUAACUUUAUGUUACAUGGUACUAUUGGUAAAUUAUUAGGUGAAGGAGCUCAAGCUGCUGCAUGUAAAGAAAUAGCGCAUAUUAUCUUAAAGCAAAUGAACUCUAUUGAUUUCAGUCCAGAAAAUGCAAAGGAUUGUAAUCAAGAAACAUUAUUCAGUCAGCAUUUACUUGUAUGUGCUUUACAAGAAAUGGGGAACUUGAUUCUUGGGUUGGGUACAACUGCUUGUAAUUUAUUAAGCGAUCAAUCCUUAAGCUUAAUUGACACGAUUAUGGCUGUUUUGAUUCAUCCAUGUCAAGCGGCUAGACUUGCAGCUUCCUGGUGUUUGCGCUGUAUUUGUGUAGCAGUUCCGAGUCAAAUAACACCUCUCAUUGACCGCUGUGUGGAUGGUAUCGAAAAUAUGCGUAGCUCACCGGAAGCAAUAGCUGGAUAUAGCAGUGCUUUAGCUGCGGUUCUUGGUAGUGUUCGUUUAUCGCCUCUUGGCGUUCCCCACACGAAAGGAAAAAUUAUCUUCAAUACCGCAGAAGAACUUUUAAGAAGUGCGAGUCAAAAUAGUCGUUUAUCAUUGAACAGAACACAUGCCGGAUGGCUUUUAAUUGGAGCUAUAAUGACUCUUGGUACAGCAGUGGUUAAAGGAUUAUUACCCAGAAUGUUAUUAUUAUGGAGAAAUUCUUUCCCUCGUUCAAAUAAAGAACUUGAAAGUGAAAAAGCUAGAGGUGAUGCUUUUACAUGGCAAGUAACUUUGGAAGGUCGAGCUGGCGCGUUAUCUGCUAUGCACAGUUUUCUAUUGCAUUGUCCAGAACUUUUAAAUGAUGACAUUACACGACGACUUUUAACACCAAUUGAGUCUGCAUUGGCAAUGCUGACAAAUUUGUCACCGGUGUUAAAAAAUUAUGGACAACAAUUGAAAGCCCCUGCUGCGAUGGUUCGUUUGCGUUUGUACGAAACAUUGUUAUUGUUGCCACCUCAAACUUUUGAAGUAGGUUCUUAUACGCAUCUCCUGAGAAUGUUGGUAUCCGAAUUCACCCUAACUGAAAAUCCUGGAAACACUACAACUUCGUUAUUACGCGCGGUUUGUCAUGCUAAUGAUUCUGUGAUCCUUGGUACAUGGUUACAAGAAACUGAUCACCGUACAAUAGAAGAUCAAAUGGAACCAAACAGAAGGGCAGAUUUGGAACAUCUACAACCAAAUAGUGCUGCAGGAUCCGGAGCUCUGGAACACAAUCCAUGUUGUCUUUACAGACCGGUACCACAAGAUGAAAUAAUUCCUGGUCCUUUACCUUUGGGAGUUGCUGUUAUUGAUUUAUCUGUGUCAUUGUUUGGUCAAAUCUUCCCACGCGUAGCGAACAAACAUAGAUUACAGAUGUUAGAUCAUUUCAGCGAAUGUAUAAAACAUACGAAAUCUGGUAGACAGGAAGCGAUCCAGAUGAAUGUUUUCACAGCUGUGCUAAGUGGGUUGAAAGGUCUGAACGAAGCAAAAACUGGAUUUGGCCAGGAAGAUGUUAAGAAAUCUGCAACUAAUUUAAUUAUUAGCGCUUUAGUAAGCAGCAAUUCGAUAUUAAGAUGGGCAGCCGGAGAAGCUGUUGGAAGAAUGGCACAAGUUAUAUCAGAUCCCAAGUUUACAGCGGAAUUGGCACAAACAAGUUUCGAUCGUUUAAAAUCUGCUCGGGAUGUUGCAAGUAGAACUGGUCAUUCCUUAGCAUUAGGAUGCCUCCAUAAAUAUGUAGGUGGAAUGGGAUCUAGCCAACAUCUAAUCACAAGUGUCAGCAUCCUGCUUGCACUUGCACAAGAUAAUUCCUCUCCUGUAGUACAAGUAUGGGCACUACAUGCUCUUGCACUUAUUGCUGAUUCUGGUGGACCAAUGUUUCGAGGCUACGUUGAACCUACAUUGUCCUUAGCAUUAACUCUUCUUCUCAAUGUUCCUCAUUCUUAUAUAGAUGUACAUCAAUGUAUAGGGAAAGUAUUAUCAGCUCUUAUUACAACCAUAGGACCAGAAUUACAAGGUAAUACUUCGACAAUCUGUAUGGCACGGUCAUCGUUCUUAUGCGCGUGUGCUAUCAUGCAAGAUCAUCAAGAUCCUCUUGUACAAGCUGAAGCGACAGGAUGUCUUCAACAGUUACAUUUAUUUGCACCGAGACACGUCAAUUUAUCUUCUCUUGUCCCUACGUUAUGUCGAACUUUAUCAAGCAAUCAUUUGCUUUUACGUAAAGCCGCGAUAUCUUGUCUUCGUCAACUUGCCCAACGAGAAGCAAAAGAAGUAUGCGAACACGCGAUGACGUUAGCUAAUGAAAGCCGAGAUACGAACGUGGUGGAAGGUCUUGUUAUAACAGAAACCGGUCUUCCGGGCGUCUUAUUUAGUAUGCUGGACACAGAAACUGAUAGCAAAUUAAUUAAAGAUAUUCAUGAUACGUUGACCAGUAUGCUGCAAAUUUUAGCUGCAGAUAAUUUAUCUCAAUGGUUAUCUUUGUGUAAAGAUGUUCUUACAAUAGCUUCAGAGGCGUGCAAUAACGAAGAAGUAAAUACCAUCAACGUUGAAGAUGGUACCGCGGAUAAUGAUAAUACAGAUGCCGAAGGGGAUGAUGAUCAAGCUGAAUUUCAUGCCGAUGAAUCUACUAAACAACGGCCAACUAUUACUCCACGAUGGCCAACUAGAGUUUUUGCAGCGCAGUGCGUUAGAAGAAUCGUGACUGCUUGUGUAAAUAAUAAACAAGCACAUUGUGAUCUUUCCUUAGCGAAGGAAAUGCAAAUGACUAAGGGGAAAAACGAUUUUCUGGUAUUGCAUCUUUCCGAUUUAGUACGAAUGGCAUUUAUGGCCGCGACUAGUGAUUGUGAUCCUUUACGACUCGAAGGUCUAAAGACGCUACAAGAAAUUAUAGAUAAAUUUGCCAAAGUUCCCGAACCAGAAUUUCCUGGACACCUGUUGCUCGAGCAGUUCCAAGCCCAGGUCGGAGCUGCGUUGAGACCUGCAUUCGCAGCGGAAACAGCGUCCCAUGUUACAGCUGCGGCUUGCGAAGCUUGUAGCGCUUGGAUCGGAAGUGGAGUUGCUAGAGAUCUUAACGAUCUUCGUAGGGUACAUCAACUUCUGGUGUCUUCUUUAGAAAAAUUGAGAGAAGGACAUACAAGACCUCAGCUGUACAAUGAAAGUUUGUUAACUCUUGAAAGAUUAGCGAUUUUGAAAGCUUGGGCAGAAGUAUACGUGGUUGCUAUGAUAAAAGACGGUUCUGCGUUAAACAGCAAGGACACGUUCAAUCAAAAUUCAAACCAAAUCGAAGAGGGAAAUGUUGAAGAUUUUGGACAAUUUGAAUUUCAGACUGAAAGUUUGUUGAGUUUAGUGCAACCAGAAUUGCUUAGCUUAAGUCAGUACUGGUUAGCUGCUCUGAGAGAUCACGCGUUACUCUCGUUACCACCAGAAUUUUCCAGUCAAUUACCACACGAUGGGGGUGCGUUCUAUACAACGGAUACGAUGGAAUCUGCUCGACCCCAUUAUGCAGAAUCAUGGGCACCUAUUUUGCAUGCCGCAACGCUUUGGCUGAAUGCAAAAGGAUUUGGAUUCGAAGAAACUAACAAUGAAGUGCAACUAUCGAAUACGGCUAAUAACAACAAUAAUAAUAACAAUAGUGACGUUUCUACUAAAACUAACGCUAAUAUUGAACGUUUUCAUUUAUUAUUUGGUAUAUGUAUGGAAGCUUUAUGCAGUCCUCGAGCUUCGGAAUCUGCUCAAAAUACAGAAACGUGUUUAAAUGCUUUAUACACAUUGUUAGAUUCUGCCUGGGCACGUAAGGUUUUGAUCGCAGAUCGUUCAUUACCGAUUGAAUUGUGUAAUGUUCUUCACAGAAUGCUUCUAACUAGAGAAAGUUACGUGAUCCAGAUGAUAGUAAUGGAAGUUUUAAAACAAGUAAUGAAAGCAGCGCAGGAAGAUUUAGCAGAAAGAAAAAAGAUUAAACUGAACGAAAUAGCACCAGCACACGACGAAAGUAAUGAAAUUCAAGAAGUAGAUUUGCUAGGAGAAGGAGAAGAGAAUGGGGAGCUUAUUCCAGGCAAAUCGUUGGUAUUUGCCAUUCUAGAAGUGUGUCUGUGUCUUUUGGUUCGACAAAUUCCAGCACUGAAUCCUAAUCCUGCUGGAACAACAGCAAUAUUAUCCCAAAAAGGGUAUAUACCAUCAGAAGAAAGUGGAAAACUUAUAGCAGCUGCAUUGAAUAUAAUGGAGUCUCUUCCUACUUUAUGUUCUCCUCAAGGAGCUAUAGCAAUUUUACCAACAUUACUGUAUUUAGCAACUGGGGUAAUCAAAGAAACUGCAGUGCGCACAGACAAUGAAUGCAACAAAAUAGCAUCAGAUGCACCAGUGCAUGCAGCUUUACAUUGUAUAAAAAAUCUUAGUACAAAUAAAUAUGCAAAGGAUCAUAGAAGUCAGGAACAGUGGACAGGUCUUUUACAAAGUGCUCUUGCUAAAAUCAUUGAUCUGGCUAAAACAGGAAAUGACGAAACAAAAAUGGACGAAGUAACGAUGAUGUUAGCUAUUGCAGUGUUUGUUCUUCAUGCUACACAAGAAGUUGUAAUUGCGCCAAAUCUUCAGUUUCCGUGUAUCAAUCAUUUUAGACACGCUUUUCAAUCAGAAAAUGUAAUGGUCAAAUUAAAAUGCGUUCAAACAUUGAGAACGAUAUUUUUACAUCCAGAACGUGUAAUAAGUACACCUUAUAUCCAUGCACUAGCUCCAAGAUUAGUAGAAUAUCUAUAUAGUGACAAAAGCAAACAAGUUACAAAUGAUUUAGAGUUAUCUUUUACUCUGGAAUGUAUUAGCACUGUCGAGGCUCUUAUAGGAGUUGCUGAUAUUUCUAAUCGAGACCUUCUACAAGGAAUACAGAUGUUAACUUUACUUGUGCCAAUUUUAAUUAAUUAUCUAUUGGAGGGAGAACAACUUCAGCAUGCUACUAAAUAUCAACUGAGUCUUCAUCAACAGAGUUUUCAAUGGCUUAAUAAAAUAGGACCAAAAUAUCCACAGGAAUUUAAAACGUUGAUGUCACAAUCUACAGAAUUGAAAACCAAAUUAGAAAACGCUGUACGAUUCACUCAUCAACAAGCACAGAGGCAUACCCGACCAGUAGAUCUCGUAAAGCCACAAAUAAAGAUCACUACACCAUCUAUUAAACUAAAAACAGAUUUUUCAAAUUUCAACUAAAUGUUUCU
Messenger RNA from Osmia lignaria (orchard mason bee), 6319 nucleotides. RefSeq names its product HEAT repeat-containing protein 5B. The record is from RefSeq and is a predicted model, not a curated record. Lineage: Eukaryota; Metazoa; Arthropoda; Insecta; Hymenoptera; Megachilidae. Gene Ontology annotation, biological process: retrograde transport, endosome to Golgi; endocytosis; intracellular protein localization. Gene Ontology annotation, cellular component: Golgi apparatus; endocytic vesicle; membrane.